AGUUGUCUUUUCAAAGGGCCAGGUGAUAAGAAAACGUCUCGAAAGUCAAGCUACAGAAACACGGUGUGCCUAUAGCAGUGCGCCGCAGAGACGCAUGAUGGCCACCGUAGCGUGCUCACUCCUCUUGGCGGCGAUGGUCGCACUCAGCGCCGCCGCCCCGGCUGACAAGGCAUCGGCACUCCUCGACGACGAAAAGUGGAUUGACAAGCCGUUAGAAGUGCUCAUGUUGGAAGAAGCAAAGGAGAAGAAAUUUGAAGAAGAAGAAGCUCUCGCCAAGAAAAGCGCCUUGGACAACGAUUGGACUGAAGACGUCGACGGGCAAAUGAUCAAGAAAGUUGUGAUGAAGGUUUUAAAGGAGCUCAAGAAUCCAUCAGGCGUAAAAGCUCAAGACACAAGAAACCUCCAAGAAACACGAACGCAAUGCGGCGGACUGUUCACGGAUCCGGAAGGCGAGUUUAUGUCACCAAACUACCCCGAGAAUUACGACAGUAGCCUGACCUGCACCUGGACCAUCACGCUGCCAAACGACAACUCCCGCGUGCUCUUGAACCUGGAAGACUUUAAGACGGAACGGGGGUACGACGUCGUCAAGUUUAUCGACGGAGACAGCAUAACGGCACCUGUCAUAAGGAGUGUUUCAGGCAAUGCAAGAGACCUAUCUACCAUCAUCAGUUCCGGUCCCAGCCUUACUAUUCUCUUCACGAGCGAUGAAAGUGUCACGGAGAAGGGGUUCUCAUUUUCGUACCAAGGGAUCAACUGUGGUGGUCAGGUAAUUGACACCAACGAACCAAUCACGAGUCCGGGAUUCGGAGUCUUGGAACGGUACCCGAACAACACGGACUGUGAGUGGGUCAUCCAAGUCAAAGUCGGGGCUACUGUCAAACUCACAUUCGACGAGUUUGAUCUCGAAGGACCGGAAUCAAAUUGUGCAUAUGAUUCCUUGCAGAUACGAGACGGGUCCAACAGCAAUGCCGAGAAGAUCGGAGACUACUGCGGUGACAGCCUUCAGGGGCAAACUGUCCGGUCCACAAGCAACACCCUCUACCUGAACUUCCACUCCGACAGAAGCGUCGCUGGUCGCGGGUUUUCGGCAAGCUUCAAGGCCGUCUGUACCGGUGAGUGUGCUCCGACAGAGCCCCCUCCAGAGACCGAAGAACCUCCGACAGAGGCACCUCCAGCGACCGAAGCCCCUCCAGCGACCGAAGCCCCUCCAGCGACCGAAGCCCCUCCAGCGACCGAAGCCCCUCCAGCGACAGAGGCCCCUCCAGCGACAGAUGCACCUCCAGUGACUGCACCCCCUCCAUUGGUGGAGUGCCCGCAGUACCAGUACGCCUGCCGGUCCGGCGAAUGUACACACCAGCGCUAUGAGUGCAACGGCACUCCUGACUGUCAGGACGGCAGUGACGAAGCACGCUGCUUUGAGUGUGAUCGACACAUCCACAAGCCGUUUUACGUCAUGCCGUACUACUGGGUGUGUGACGGACUGAACGACUGUGUUGAUGGGGCAGACGAGGCAGGGUGUGAAGGACCGCCAACUCCCCCUACUGUACUAGAAGCCCAUUGGGGAGAGUGGGGUGACUGGGGUGCUUGCUCUAAGGACUGUGAAGGCACCAGAAACCGGACCCGCGAGUGCGUCAGAUACGAAGAAGGACAGGAAUGCUCGGAAGGCUCUAAUGUUCAACAUGAGAUGUGUGGAUCGCCGGGACCUUGCACACCUGAACCAGAAAAUGACUGCGGCACCAGGAAGGUUGAGCAGGGCCGUGUGAGGAUCAUCAACGGAGAGGACGCCGUGAGGGGUUCGUGGCCGUGGAUCGCCCAGCUCGGGGUGACCUGGGGACAGAAACCGUUCUGUGGAGGAACACUGAUCGAUCGGGAGUGGGUCGUCACCGCGGCGCAUUGCUACCAUGACCCGAACGGACCACCAGACGUCAGUAAGUUCACGAUUCUUCUUGGGAAACAUCGUCUGAGGAGGGAUCCGAUGGAGGCCGGCGCUUUGCUGAUCAACCCAACGAAAAUCAUUCUGCACAGCGGUUACAGCAAUAAAACACUGGACAACGACAUUGCCUUGGUGAAGAUCCCAGCGGUUGAUGUAGACACAAAUGAUUAUGUCAACUCCGCCUGCCUAGAGGUCCCGGAUGUGUCUGGCACCACAUUCACGAAAGAUUCCACCUGUUUCACGCAGGGAUGGGGCGUCACUGAAAACAAUACCCAAGCUGACAUCCUUCAGGAAGCCCGAGUCCCCCUGAUAGAGAACUGCGCUGCUGAGUCGUCCUACCGAGAGUCUCACCUCACAGACAACAUGCUGUGCGCCGGUUACGUCAAUGGCGGAGUUGAUUCCUGUCAGGGAGACUCGGGUGGCCCACUGGUGUGUCAGGAGGAGACGUCCGGCCGUUGGCAGCUGGUGGGCAUUACGUCAUGGGGGUUCGGGUGUGCUGAUGACGGCUACCCAGGUGUCUACGCCCGCGUGGCCAACUACAUCGACUGGAUCAAGGAGAAGAUCGAAAAUAACUAGUGACGUCACGUGUCAAAGGUCACCAUCCGGGAACUUUGAGUUACCAAUCCGAACUCCGUGGCAUAUAGUCUUAUAAAUAGGUUACCUGGUAUUAUGUUUUUCUUUUACUUUACGAAUGCAUGUUUGUAUACAAGUUCUACUAGGCAGUUUCAGCGUUUAAGUACUAGAAAUUAUACAGAUUACAUAAUUUAGCUACAGACUUUAAGGUUUAUUCUAAUUUUACAGAUAUAGCAAAAUUUUGUAAAUGUUUUCCAUAGUGUGAAUUUCUGAGUUCAUUUAAUCUGGGUAGAGAUGCCAGAUCUUCCUAACAUAUCACGUUUCAUACUAAAUAGCAUGUAUUGCAUAGUCACUUUUGUUUUUUGUCAGAUAUUCUUUUUAAUCGCAUUUGAAUUAAAACUAUCUAGAGCAAA
Messenger RNA from Branchiostoma floridae (Florida lancelet), 2922 nucleotides. RefSeq names its product transmembrane protease serine 13-like. The record is from RefSeq and is a predicted model, not a curated record. Gene Ontology annotation, molecular function: protein binding; serine-type endopeptidase activity. Lineage: Eukaryota; Metazoa; Chordata; Leptocardii; Amphioxiformes; Branchiostomatidae. Gene Ontology annotation, biological process: proteolysis; acrosome reaction; complement activation. The coding region runs from base 95 to 2512 and encodes 805 amino acids. The transcript is spliced from 16 exons. Gene Ontology annotation, cellular component: extracellular region.